Morchella sextelata is the source of this 675-nucleotide messenger RNA. RefSeq lists its product as uncharacterized. The record is from RefSeq and is a predicted model, not a curated record. The coding region runs from base 1 to 675 and encodes 224 amino acids. The transcript is spliced from 3 exons. NCBI's taxonomy places the organism in Eukaryota, Fungi, Ascomycota, Pezizomycetes, Pezizales, Morchellaceae.
AUGCAGUCAUCUACCAUGCCGAAAACUAGCGCUGCGUGUGCAGGCAACUUCCACCGCCUACCAGCUGCAUGCGCAGGCCAGUCCAGGUGGUGCCCAAAUUGUUUCGAUUGGGCCUUGCAUGAUGCCGAGUACUGGGUACGUGCGCAUAUGCCUGGUGCGCAGCGUAGUACGAGCAUCUGUCCACCCGAAACCCCACCCUGUUCCACCCACAAUAUUCCGGGAGCUCUACCAAGAUCAUCACCCCAGCUGCAGGUAAACAAUCGUGGUGAUCGUUUAUUCUUCAAGUGUUCUUUGAAUGCCUGCGAGAAGAAGUUUCAACGUUGGCCGCAUGAGUGCAUACCAGAUGCGAGUCGUCGUCAAUGCAAAGCUACUUGCACAACCGAAAUCAAUGGCAAAGAAUGCUUGAGGGUUUUUAAAAAUAUCACGGAAUUCAAGCGACACUUUGACUCCGUUCACAUCGGCACGAAAUUCGACUGCACCGAGGCGGGAUGUCAUCGUGUCGGGGAUUAUGGAUUCACGCGUAGGGACAACCUCAUCGACCAUAUGCGAGCGGUCCAUCGCAUGACGAUUACAAAGAGCUGGGUCCGCUUUGGUGGUAGGACUCAGGAUGGAACCCCCGUCGUCGUCGAGACCACGACCGAGGAAAUCGAAGAAGGUAUGGACGAAGAAUAUUAG